Molecule: messenger RNA, 792 nt
Organism: Hipposideros armiger (great roundleaf bat)
Lineage: Eukaryota; Metazoa; Chordata; Mammalia; Chiroptera; Hipposideridae
Gene: SWI5
Product: SWI5 homologous recombination repair protein
Exons: 5
Biological process (GO): double-strand break repair via homologous recombination
Cellular component (GO): Swi5-Swi2 complex; Swi5-Sfr1 complex
Source: RefSeq, a predicted model, not a curated record
UCUGAUGACCUGGCGGACCUGAGAGGUCGCGCGCUCCCGCUCUCGCCCUGGACCCUUUUGCACAGCAAACCCCCCCGAAUCGGGGCCCCCGGACCCCAGGACUCAGGAGGACCCCUUCUUCCCGGAGCAGACUCUAGGUCCAAUCAGCCAUUUCCCCUUGGAUUCCUCUGCAGGACUCAACCAGGACUUUCCAAAGGUGGCGGCAGGGCCUUCCGAUCCCCUCGUCCGUCUCCCAAGUCUGGCCAGGCUGAUGGGGCCAGCGAAGAUUCUGUGCACCUUGACGUUCAGAAACUAAAGGAGAAAAGGGACGUGUUGGACAAGGAGCUCUCCCAAUUAACAUCUGAAGGCUACAGUGUAGAUGAACUGGAGGACCACAUCUCCCAGCUCCAUGAGUACAACGACAUCAAGGAUGUAGGCCAGAUGCUGCUGGGCAAACUCGCCGUGAUCCGAGGUGUCACCACCAAAGAGUUAUAUCCAGAGUUCGGCCUGGACAUGAAUGACUGAGCAGAGGCUUACAGCCCCUUGUCGACGGCCCACCGGGACGGACGGAUGUGGACAUGAGAAGCAGCGAGAGCCCAACCCACAGUGCCCCUACAGGCUUCCCAGCUAGAAAGUGUCAGAAACCCCUUUCUAGGGAUCCCAAGCUGAGUCAGGAGGGAGCCCAACGAAGAGGGGGACAGGGAGGCAGGUGUGUUCCCCUCCCUGAGGUUCCUAAGAUGUCCCAGUGAUACCUGUCUAUGUAGCCUAUUUGUAAAUAAACAUGAAAGAUCUUGGUGUGAAUUUGUACGCUGA